AUGUUCGAACGACUGUGCGGAUGCUGCAGCCGAGGCGCCUCGUCCAGUGAGGAUGUUAUUCGGGGCGAAGAAGAGCGACGGUUGCGAGCCAACGAUCGUGUCUUUAACUCUCAAUUCAAAUAUGCGGUACGGAAGGCCUUACAAGGAAGCAUCCCAGGUUGCCAUGGUCGUUCA
Ostertagia ostertagi is the source of this 174-nucleotide messenger RNA. NCBI's taxonomy places the organism in Eukaryota, Metazoa, Nematoda, Chromadorea, Rhabditida, Trichostrongylidae. The record is from the annotation of a GenBank genome assembly.